UGAGCUGUGCCUACGUCGGCCUCGACUCCCGGGGGCUGGAGGAGUUACCUUUGGAGCCCUAAAGGAGGAAGGAAGCAAAAUAUCAACAACAGCCGAGGCGGCUCGGGCGCUCGGCCCCGGUCCUCUCCGCCCGCCUUCCCCCUGUCCGCCCCCGCGUCCUCGACGGGGGCUCAGGCCCCCCGGCGCCGCCCAGGGCCCGCGCGGACGCCGGCCUCAUUUAUUAUUCUCCCCGCUCGGAGCUGAGGCCUCCCGGUGUUGAAGAUCCUUCGGACUAGUGUCGCGGGCUACCCCUUCCCGGCCGUGACACCCACCUUCCCCCAGAAGGGCCGGCCAGCAGGCCCCCCCUGCCCCUCCUGCCCCACCUGGAUCCAGAAUUUCAGUGCUGAACCCUGGCCUUGUGUUGGACACCAUGCCAUCUAACUCUGAGGCUGUACAGAAGGUGUCCUGUAGACCAUGAACUGAACACUGGUCCCAGACUGUUCAUGAGCAGAGUUUAAGGUGUGCCUACACCACCACCCAGCGAUCCCCUCCCCGACUUAGCACUGAGGAUCCCCGGAGAAGAUGGGGAGGAAAAAGAUUCAGAUCCAGCGAAUCACUGAUGAGCGGAACCGACAGGUGACAUUCACCAAGCGGAAGUUCGGGCUGAUGAAGAAGGCAUACGAGCUGAGUGUGCUCUGCGACUGCGAGAUUGCGCUCAUCAUCUUUAACCACUCCAACAAGCUGUUCCAGUACGCCAGCACCGACAUGGACAAGGUGCUGCUCAAGUACACGGAGUACAACGAGCCGCACGAGAGCCGCACCAAUGCCGACAUCAUUGAGACCCUGAGGAAGAAGGGCUUCAACGGCUGCGACAGCCCGGAGCCCGACGGGGAGGAUUCGCUGGAACAGAGCCCCCUGCUGGAGGACAAGUAUCGGCGCGCCAGCGAGGAGCUGGACGGGCUCUUCCGGCGCUAUGGGUCAGCUGUCCCGGCCCCCAACUUUGCCAUGCCUGUCACGGUGCCCGUGUCCAAUCAGAGCUCACUGCAGUUCAGCAAUCCCAGCGGCUCCCUGGUCACUCCUUCCCUGGUGACGUCAUCCCUCACCGACCCACGGCUCCUGUCCCCUCAGCAGCCAGCACUACAGAGGAAUAGUGUGUCUCCUGGCCUGCCCCAGCGGCCAGCCAGUGCCGGGGCCAUGCUCGGGGGAGAUCUUAGCAGUGCUAAUGGAGCCUGCCCCAGCCCUGUCGGGAAUGGCUAUGUCAGUGCCCGGGCUUCCCCUGGCCUCCUCCCCGUGGCCAACGGCAACAGCCUAAACAAGGUCAUCCCUGCCAAGUCUCCGCCCCCGCCCACCCACAGCGCCCAGCUUGGAGCCCCCAGCCGCAAGCCUGACCUGAGGGUCAUCACUUCCCAGGGAGGAAAGGGGUUAAUGCAUCACUUGACUGAGGACCAUUUAGAUCUGAACAAUGCCCAGCGCCUUGGGGUCUCCCAGUCUACCCACUCACUCACCACCCCAGUGGUUUCUGUGGCAACGCCGAGUUUACUCAGCCAGGGCCUCCCCUUCUCUUCCAUGCCCACCGCCUACAACACAGAGUACCAGUUGACCAGUGCAGAGCUCUCCUCCUUGCCAGCCUUCAGUUCACCUGGGGGGCUGUCGCUAGGCAACGUCAGUGCCUGGCAGCAGCCGCAGCAGCCGCCCCAGCCGCAGCCUCCGCAGCCCCAGCCCCAGCCGCAGCCCCAGCCGCAGCCCCAGCCGCCCCAGCAGCAGCCACAGCCGCCUCAGCAGCAGCCUCACCUGGUCCCCGUCCCUCUCAGCAAUCUAAUCCCGGGCAGCUCCCUGCCCCACGUGGGUGCCGCCCUCACGGUCACCACCCACCCACACAUCAGCAUCAAGUCGGAACCAGUCUCCCCGAGCCGCGAGCGCAGCCCUGCGCCUCCCCCUCCAGCUGUGUUCCCAGCUGCCCGCCCUGAGCCUGGUGACGGUCUCAGCAGCCCAGCUGGGGGCUCCUAUGAGUCGGGGGACCGGGAUGACGGACGGGGGGACUUCGGGCCCACGCUGGGCCUGCUGCGCCCAGCCCCAGAGCCUGAGGCUGAGGGCUCAGCCGUGAAGAGGAUGAGGCUCGACACCUGGACAUUAAAGUGACGAUUCCCACUCCCCUCCUCUCAGCCUCCCUGAUGAAGAGUUGACAAUCUCACACCGCCCACCCCUCCCUGUCCUGGGCUCCUCCCGCUCGACCCCCACUUCCUUUCUUGUGCUCCAUGUCCUGUUGACGGUUACAUUUGUGUAUAAUUAUUAUUAUAUUAUUAUUAUUAUUAUAUUUUUUUUAAUUUGGAUUCUCGCUUUGGAGAGGGGGAUGCUCCCAUCCCCUCUUUGUGCACCCCCCGCCAUUUUCACUGGCUGGGGGGGGCUCUUUUUUGCGGGAAGGGGGGGACACUUUGCACGUUGUACACAUAUGCUGCAGGAGGGGGUGGGGGGCCCGAUAGGCCUUUGGGAAAGGACAGGUGCCGAGCCCUGCAUGCGGAGCCCUCCCACCCCAUCCCCCAGAUAGAGGGAAGUAACCAAAAAAACUACCAAACAACAAAACCCCUUACAAAGACUGAAACCCCAAAGUCGGCUUGAUGGGUGGGGUUGUGUUUUGGGGGAAAGUGAGGCAGAGGUUCUAAAACGGAUCUCUGCUUCUGGACUGUUCCUGUGGCUGCAGGCACACAGGGCAGAAUACCCAAGCCUGGCCCCCAAAUGCCCCUGCAUGCACACAACACACUCUCACUGAUUCUUAUGUGAGCUGCACCCCCAAGGAGAUGGGAGGCCAGCCGAGCUUUUGGGCUGGGAAUCUGAGGCUGGGGAUAGGGUUUGAGGCGGGGGCCCCUCUGAAGCACAUUUGGAGAGAAGGACAGAGCCAUGAGGAGGGGCAGAAGGGCUGGGGUGAGGGGCGAAUUGGGGCCCCCUCCCUUCCCCAGCAUUUUCUCUAAGAUAUACAGUGCAAUAGCUCACCACCCCUCAGUUGACACCAGCCCUGCAAAGCUGGCCACAAAGUGCAGGGAGAACUGGGGAGAGGGACUUGAGUGAGGUGGCUCAGCAGGAGAUGGCCGUGGGGCACUCAGGGGUGCCUGAGGGCCCCAACUUUGGCACCGGGGGUGGGGGUGGGAGUGGGGACUUGCUCUUCCUUGCACGUACACAUCCGCAGAGGAGUGGACAUUGGGAUGGCAUGUGAGAGAGAGGGGACUGAGGGGUCCACAGAGGGCCUGCCUCCCUCCCUCCUUGGCCCCUCUCCACACCUCCUCCCAGCUCCUUCCCAUCUUGACCCCACCUCCCUACUCUUGGCGCCCUCAUUGUCUUGCUACCUCCUGCCCCACCACCUCCAGGCCGCAUCCCACUUUCCCUCUUGGCUACUGUAAUUGUAAAUAGCAACCUUUGGAAAACGUUAGCAGUGUAACAGUCCAGGAAACUGUUCUUUUUGUUGUUGUUGUAUUGAUAUGAAAUGAGAUUCUAUUUUUGUCAAAGUAUAUUGUAAUAAUAAUGACUCAAACGGCCCGUACUGUACAGACGAGAUUCUUCUGCUGUUGUUCUUGAUCCCGCCCCGCCCCCUAGUCUGUCCCUCUCUGCUGACCCCCACCUUGGGGGCAGCCGAGGCAUGAGGUCCUGAGACCUCAGGCUGGAUCACUGACAAACUGGAGGGGGCAGGCCCCCGGCCCGUGAUCCCCCACCGCCCCCACCCUAAGGGCCCGGCCUGGGGCGCUGUGGGCAGGCAGACUGGGGUCUCCCCAACCUUCACAGAAGCCCAGCUCCUCUGCCCAGGUGCGCAGUGCUCCCUUGGAGUUUCAUCCUGGUGGGAACGUGGAGUUAGACAAGGCCCAGUUUGGUAGUAGGUGACUGUCUUUGCCCGCCUCUGACCCAGCCGCUUGCAGUAUUCUGACACAACGCAGGGAAGGAACCAAAAGCAGGGGUACAUGUGAGCACACAUGUGGUGUAUGUACUUACCAGAGCAUAUGGUAUUCAUGUGUCUGAGUGUACCUUAUAUUUAUGUGCGUGUGUGUGGUUGCCUGGGCGUACCUUUGGGCAUCUCUGAAGCCCAUCUGGGCGUACCCGUUAAUCUGUGACUGGAGCUCUGAGGGCAUGUGUGUGUGUGUGUGUGUGUGCGCGCGCGGGCGAGUGCGCCUGGGUGUGUGUUUACAGAGGAAUAGGUGGCUCUUGCUGCCACGCAGCCUUGGCUUCCAGCUCUGUGACCCUCCUUCCCUGCUCCUUCACCUUUUCUCACCCCAGCUCGGGGAUGUUUGUAACACCGCAGCUGGGGCUCUGGCAGUUGUCCAUCUUUGCUUCUACCCAUAGCCCUACCUCUCUUGGGGCUCCAGGCACAAUUGUCCACCCAGUCUUCACACUUCCCACACAGCUCCCUUUCAUGGGGUACCCUCUUCCUCCCCAACCAGUCCUGCUUUCAGGGUGACACUCAACGCCCUCUUCCUCUCUGAACCUUUGCCUUGCCUGUGCAGCAGUCCUUACAGCUUUGUCCCUCCCGCCGACUGGGCACAUAGCUUGUCGUGUUCCUGCAGGUUCCUAGAGGGGUUUCAGGAAUCCAUGAGACUUGAUCAGGGCCUUGAAAGCAGCCAGGGUGUAGUCUUGAGCAUGUGUGCAGCCCCAGAGCCUUGCCCAGUGCCUGGCACAUAGUUGGCGCUCAGCAAAUGUUGAAUGGGUGAAUGAUAGGUGCUCAAUAAAUGUGGAACGACUGGCCUUCCCUUCUCAGGCUAUUCCUGCCAUCAGUCUGCCCACCUUUCCAGGCUGGGCUUGGCCACCAUUAAACAUGGGGUGGGGGUGAGGGCCCCUGCAGUUCACGGUGCAAUAUUCACCAGUUUUGCCCUCUGCCUUGUAAUGGCAAACCUGGCUUUUGAUUACCAUGUGCGGAUGUGUGUGUCCUUUCUUCUCCAUCCCUGGGGGCAGGGGCUGGUCUCUGAAUGAAUAUGUGAUACUUCUGCAAUUCAGUAUCCCAAAGUUUCUCUUGGGGGUAGGGGUUCCUGGCUGGCCAGACGAAUGGGUCCCUGGGAACCCAGACCUUGAGUGGGGACUUCUUUUCUUCUUCCUUUCACAAGCCAAAUUUGCCUCCACCCACUCCUUCCUCAGAAGAACUGGGCAUUUGCCAAAGUAAUCACUGGAGUCAUCCACUGUCCCUCCCCUCCCCAGGUUUCCCACAGCUUUCAGGGACAGGGGGCAAGAGGACCCCCCCCCAACGCCCCAGUGGAACGCACCGUUUCCCCUCUCCCCAGCAGUGCACUCAGUGCAGCCAGACUGACCCCUGACCCUCACCCAGCCCUCCCCAUCUUGGACAGGAAGGAAGUAAUGCACCUUCUCUUGCUGAUUAUUUAUUUGUUUGGAGAGACAGAAAUGAUGUAAAAGUGUAUCUAGAAAUAUCUAUAUCUAUAUAUUUUUAACUGACUCUUUGGAAUCCCCUGGGGUAGGGUAGGGGUGAAUUUAGGCUUUCACGGAGGGGAGGAGGCCGGAGCCUGGGAACUCCUCACCCUCCCCUCCACCACCUCUCUCCACCCGCUAAGCAGUUGGUAGAAGGAAUGGGAUUUGUAUGGGGGGAGGGGGGUUGGACUGUUACAUGGAGAAUCUGGAUUCUCUGUCUUCCCCACUCAAGUCCCAGACAGGGGGAGCAGGGCGGGGGGGAUAGGCCAUAGAGGUGCCCCACCCCCAAACCUGACAAUCACCCACACUCCUGGGGCUCCUCCUGGGUCCUGGGCAGGGCGAGUCCAAGUGUGUGGCAGUUGAUUUGUUUUCAAUAUUUCUUUUCGUGCUGUAUGGUGAUGCUUUCUUAGUAUUCUACACAAUAAGAAAAGACAAAGUCCUCGAGAUUCUUAUGAGUUUUGUUUGAAAACUCUUUCACUAUAUUUGUUGUAAAGAGGUUUACUAUUAAAAGAAAAAGAAUACACGUUUCUGA
Molecule: messenger RNA, 5905 nt
Organism: Manis javanica (Malayan pangolin)
Lineage: Eukaryota; Metazoa; Chordata; Mammalia; Pholidota; Manidae
Gene: MEF2D
Product: myocyte enhancer factor 2D
Biological process (GO): heart development; cell differentiation; positive regulation of transcription by RNA polymerase II
Molecular function (GO): protein dimerization activity; histone deacetylase binding; DNA-binding transcription factor activity, RNA polymerase II-specific
Source: RefSeq, a predicted model, not a curated record